AUGGGCGAGCCCUGGUCACGGCGGGCACCCCUCCUGCCCAGCCCACCCGCCCGGACACCGCCUGGCACCACAGGGGGCCUGGAGGACAUGCCCCAGGGUCUGGGCCUCAGGGUUGGACGGUGGGCACCAAGGGGGGCCCUGCGGGGCAGCCCCGACGGGUCCUGCCAGUCGGCCACCCACCAAGGCCACCCUGGGGUGCUGCCACCCCGCAGCUUGCGGCUCCUCCCUACUUCAUUUCGGGGCCGGGAGCGCUGGGCAUCGGGGAACCCCUUGGCCUGCCGGGCGCUGCUGCUGGCCAUGCCGCCCCGCCUGCUCCUGAGCCUCCGCCAGGUCCAGGCUGGGACCCAGGGCGGAUCGCAGCAGCAGCACUGGGUGGCCCAGAAGCAUAUGGGCUUUGGCGGGCACAGCGGCAACAGCAGCGCCCAGGCAGCCCGCACCCGCCUCCCGCUCCCCGCAGCCCUGAACCCCGCGCACCACGGCCGGGUGUGCAGCGCCUGGGGCGACUUCCACUACAAGACCUUCGACGGCGACGUCUUCCGCUUCCCCGGCCGCUGCAACUACGUGUUCUCCGCGCACUGCGGGGCCGCCUACGAGGACUUCAACGUGCAGCUGCGCCGCGGCCUGGACGGCACCCAGCCCACCAUCACCCACGUCGUCCUCAAGACCCAGGGGCUGGUGCUGGAGGCCUCCAACGGCUCCGUCCUGGUCAACGGGCGGCGGGAGGAGCUGCCCUACAGCCGCGCGGGCAUCCUGGUGGAGCAGAGCAGCGCCUACGUCAGGGUGGACAUCCGGCUGGUGCUGACCUUCAUGUGGAACGGGAAGGACUUCGCCCUGCUGGAGCUCAACCCCAAGUACGCCAACCAGACCUGCGGCCUGUGUGGGGACUUCAACGGGCAGCCGGCCGUCCGUGAGCUCUACGCGCACAACACCAGGCUGACCCCCCUGCAGUUUGGAAACCUGCAGAAGCUGGACGGGCCCACGGAGCAGUGCCCCGACGUCCUGCCCCUGCCCCCCGAAAACUGCACGGACAGGGAGGGCGUGUGCCGUCGCACGCUGCUUGGCCCAGCCUUCAGCCUCUGCCACGCGCUGGUGGACCCCGAGGUGUACGUGGCCGCCUGCACCCAGGACCUCUGCCGCUGCCCCGAAUGCCCCUGCGCCACCUUCGCCGAGUACUCCCGCCAGUGCGCCCACGCGGGGGGCCAGCCCCAGAGCUGGAGGAGCCCUGACCUCUGCCCCCAGACGUGCCCGCCCGGCAUGCAGCACCGGGAGUGCGGCUCGCCCUGCGCUGACACCUGCUCCAACCAGCGCAGCCAGCUCUGCGAGGACCACUGUGUGGACGGCUGCUUCUGCCCCCCAGGCACGGUACUGGACGACGUGGGCCACGCGGGCUGCGUGCCCCUGGAGCGGUGCCCCUGCUCGCACAGAGGCCGCACCUACACCGCGGCGGAGUCCUUCACUGCCAACUGCCGCUCCUGCACCUGCUCCGGGGGGCGCUGGCAGUGCCAGGACCUGCCAUGCCCUGGCACCUGCUCUGUGAAGGGCGGCUCGCAUGUGUCCACCUUCGACGGGAAGCUGUAUGACGUGCACGGGGACUGCAGCUACGUGUUGGCCAAGAACUGUGCAGAGAAGGGGCUGGAGGCCUUCUCGGUGCUGGCCGAGCUGCGCAGGUGCGGGCUGACCGACAGCGAGACCUGCCUGAGGGCCGUGACGCUCAGCCUGCACGGCGGGGACACGGCCAUCCGCAUCCAGGCCAACGGAGGGGUAUUCCUGAACUCCAUCUACACCCAUCUGCCUGUGUCUGCAGCCAACAUGACCAUCUUCCAGCCUACGUCCUUCUUCGUCCUGGUGCAGACGGGCCUCGGGCUGCAGCUGCAAGUGCAGCUGGUGCCCCUCAUGCAGGUGUACAUCCGGCUGGAGCCCGUCCACAGAGGCCAGACGUGUGGGCUCUGCGGGAACUUCAACCAGAACCGGGCCGACGACUUCCGCACGCUCAGCGGCGUGGUGGAGGGCACGGCCGCCGCCUUCGCCAACAGCUGGAAGACGCAGGCCACCUGCCCCGACGUCCGGAACGGCUUCGAGGACCCCUGCGCGCUCAGCGUGGAGAACGAGAACUACGCCCAGCACUGGUGCUCCCUGCUGACCGACCCCACGGGCGCCUUCUCAGCCUGCCACUCCCUGCUCUCCCCGACACCCUUCCACGCGAACUGCAUGUUCGACACCUGCAACUGCGAGAAGAGCGAGGACUGCAUGUGCGCGGCCCUGUCCUCCUACGUGCGCGCCUGCGCCGCCCUGGGCGUGCUGCUGGACGGCUGGAGGGACGGCGUCUGCACCAAGUACACGAGCAGCUGCCCCAAGUCGCAGAGCUACGCCUACGUGGUGGACCGCUGCCAGCCCACCUGCCGCGCCCUGAGCCAGGCGGACGUGACUUGCGGCGUGGCCUUCGUGCCAGUGGACGGCUGCACCUGCCCCUCGGGCACCUUCCUGGACGAAAAAGGCAUCUGUGUGCCCCCCGAGGCCUGCCCCUGCUACUUCCGCGGCUCCACGCUGGCCGCCGGGGAGGUCGUGCACGACAACGGCGUGGUGUGCUCGUGUGCGAGUGGGAAGCUGAACUGCCUAGGAGCCGCGGAGCAGAAGAGCGUGGGGUGUCAGCCCCCCAUGGUGUACCUGAACUGCAGCAACGCCUCUGCGGGCGCGCACGGGGCCGAGUGCCUCAGGAGCUGCCACACGCUGGACGUGGGCUGUUUCAGCACCGACUGCGUGUCCGGCUGCGUGUGCCCCCCGGGGCUGGUGUCCGACGGGAGCGGGGGCUGCGUGGCCCCGGAGGACUGCCCCUGCUGGCACAACGAGGCCAGCUACCGGCCGGGCGAGACCAUCAGGGUGGACUGCAACACCUGCAAAUGCAAGAACCGCAAGUGGGAGUGCAGCCACCAGCCCUGCCUGGGCACCUGCGUGGCCUAUGGGGGCGGCCACGUCAUCACCUUCGAUGGCCAGCGCUACAGCUUCGAGGGCAGCUGCGAGUACACACUGGCCCAGGACCACUGCGGGGGCAGCGGCGCGUCCAAUGGGACCUUCCGCAUCGUCACCGAGAACGUGCCCUGCGGCACCACGGGCAUCACCUGCUCCAAGGCCAUCAAGAUCUUCCUGGAGAGCUACGAGCUGAUCCUCCACGAGGGGACCCACAAAGUGGUGCAGAGGGGCCCUGGCGGAGACCUGCCCUACAGGGUCCGGUUCAUGGGCAUCUACCUGGUGGUGGAGACCCGCAGCGGCCUGCUCGUGGCCUGGGACCGGAAGACCAGCGUGUUCAUCCGGCUGGAGCAGGACUACAAGGGCAGGGUCUGCGGGCUGUGCGGGAACUUCGACGACAACGCGGCCAACGACUUCACCACGCGCAGCCUGUCCGUGGUGGGCGACGCGCUGGAGUUCGGCAACAGCUGGAAGUUCUCCCCGUCCUGCCCCGACGCCCCCCCCCAGGACGCCUGCAGCGUCCACCCGAACCGCCGCCCCUGGGCGCAGAAGCAGUGCAGCGUCAUCCACGGCCCCGCCUUCGCCGCCUGCCGCGCCCACGUGGAGCCGGCCGGGUACUACGAGGCCUGCGUGAGCGACGCCUGCGCCUGCGACCUGGGCGGCGACUGCGAGUGCUUCUGCACGGCCGUGGCCGCCUACGCCCAGGCCUGCCACGACGUGGGCGUGUGCGUGGCCUGGCGCACCCCCGACAUCUGCCCCCUGUUCUGCGACUACUACAACCCGCAAGGGGAGUGCGAGUGGCACUACCGGCCCUGCGGGGCGCCCUGCAUGCGGACCUGCCGGAACCCCAGUGGGCACUGCCUGAUGGACCUGCCCGGCCUGGAAGGCUGCUACCCAGAGUGCCCAGCCAGCAAGCCGUUCUUCAGUGAGGACCAAAUGCAGUGCGUGGCCCAGUGCGGCUGCUACAGCGAGGACGGCGACUACUACGAAGUGGGCGUGAGGGUCCCCACGGCAGAGAACUGCCAGCGCUGUGACUGCACCGCCAGAGGCCUCCAGUGCACACACAGCCUUGAGGCCUGCAGGUGCACCUACGAGGGCAGGACCUACGGCUACCAGGACAUCGUCUACAACACCACUGACGGGCUCGGGGGGUGCCUGGUCGCCGUGUGUGGGGACAACGGGACAAUCCACCGGACGGCCGUGGACUGCCCCAGGUUGCCGCCGACCACGCCCUUCACCUUCACCACCGGCACGGCGCCGCCCCCCUCAGCGGGCUCGGCGCCCGUCCCCACCACCGUGUGCGUGCGCAAGCUGUGCAGCUGGUCCGACUGGUACGACAGCGGCCGCCCCCAGCCCGGCGCGGGCGGCGGGGACGUGGAGACCCUGGCGAGGCUGCGCGAGCAGGGCUUCCGCGUCUGCCCGGCCCCCGCCGGCCUCGAGUGCCGCGCGCAGCUGCUGCCGGACACGCCCCUGGGGGCGCUGGGCCAGAAGGUGGAGUGCGACCCGGCCCUGGGGCUGACCUGUCGCAACAGCGAGCAGGACCCCCCGCUGUGCCACAACUACGAGGUGCGGGUGCUGUGCUCCACCAGCACCCCCACCCCCUCUAUGCCGUCCAAGGCGAUCAGCACCCUGGGGACCGCCAGCCCCACGGCCCCGGGCACCACCCCCUGCCAGCCCCGCUGCCACUGGACAGAGUGGUUUGACGAGGAUUACCCCAAGUCCGAGGAGGCCGGGGGGGACAUGGAGACCUACGAGAAGAUCCGGGGCGCCGGGCACGUCCUGUGCGAGCAGCCAUGGGACAUCCAGUGCCAGGCGGAGAACUUCCCUGGCCAGACGCCCACCGAGCUGGGCCAGCACGUGCACUGCGACCCCAAGGUGGGCCUGAUCUGCAGGAACGAGGAGCAGCCGGGGCUGUUCAAGAUGUGUCUCAACUACAGGAUCCGGGUGCUGUGCUGCAGCGCUGAGCACUGCAAGCAGCCCACGGCCACGGCGCCCACGGCCAGCCCUUUCACCCGCGGGGCCUCCAGCGCCGCGACCACCAGCACCGUCUCACCCUCCACGCCUCUGACCACAGUGCCGGGGACCUGGCCGGAAACCACACAGGGGACGACAGGGCUCACCUCGCGGGAGCAAACCCCUUCAAUUGUUACGGUGGGGAUGUCCACCACACCCCUGGGGACAGCCCAGCAGAAGAGCUCAACCGGCAGUACUGAGAGCCGGCCACCCACCUCACACACUGAGACCAGCACAUGGAGGGCGGAGUCGACACCAGGGACUGAGACCACCACAGCGGCCACCGCAGGGACCACAUCAGUGGCCACCACAAGGUCCACAGUAGUAGCCAGCACAGCGGCCACCACAGGGCCCACAUCAGUGGCCACUACAAAGGCCACCGCAGCAGCCACCACAGGGACCACAUCAGCAGCCACCACGGAGGCCACCACUGGCCAGAGCUCGACCAACUGCCAGCCCAAGUGCGAGUGGACAGAGUGGUUUGACACAGACUUCCCCAGCUCGGGGGUCAAGGGGGGGGACGUGGAGACCUACGAGAAUAUCAGGGCGGCUGGGGGCAGGAUCUGCGCGACGCCGCAGAAGAUAGAGUGCCGCGCAGAGAGCUACCCCGAGGUGAGCGUGGACCAGAUCGGGCAGGUACUGACCUGCAGCCUGCAGACCGGGCUGGUCUGCAGGAACGAGGACCAGCAGGGGCCCUUCAGCAUGUGCUUCAACUACAACGUGCGUGUGCUCUGCUGCGACGAUGUCCGCCACUGCCCCAGCAGCCCAGCCACCCGGCCAACCCCCCGGCCCACACCCAGCCCUGGCACGCCCACAGCAGCCAGCCCCGCCGGCCCCACCAUCCACACCAGCCUGGCGCCCCGCACCCGCGCUACCACCCGCACGCUGCCGCCCAGCCUGGCCACCGCCACCGCCUCCACGGCCAGGCCCACCCGGCCCUCAGGGAGCCUGGCCACCUCGCCCCCAGGCCCCAUACAGACGUCAGCCCAGCCCACCUCUGGCCCCACGUCAGUCCCCGUGACCCCAACGGGCACAUCCACGGCCUGCCAGCCCCGCUGCACCUGGUCAGACUGGUUGGACAGCAGCUUCCCGCAGCCGGGGGACUCUGGGGGUGACUUCGAGACCUACGACAACAUCCGCACCGCCGGCGGGGCAGUGUGCGAGCGGCCCGUGGAGCUGGAGUGCCGGGCAGAGUCGAGGCCGGGCGAGCCCCUGCACCGGCUGGGCCAGGUCGUGCAGUGCCGGCUGGAGGAGGGGCUUGUGUGCCGCAACCGAGACCAGGCCGGCAGCUUUAAGAUGUGCCUCAACUACCAGGUGCGUGUGCUCUGCUGCGACUACAGCCACUGCCCCGGGACGCCGGCCCCCACCGGGCCCACGGCCAGCACCACCAGGGGGCCACUCCCGUGGUCCAAGACUCCUGGCCAGGCCCACCCCUCCUCCCCCGGGACCACCCAGAGGGUCACCACCCCCGGCAGCGGACCCUCCUCCCACAGGGUCACCACCCCUGGCACCGGACCCUCCUCCCCCGGGACCACCCAGACGGUCACCACCCCCGGCACCGGACCCUCCUCCCCCGGGACCACCCAGAGGGUCACCACCACAACCCCCGGCUCCGGACCCUCCUCUGCCUGGACCACCCAGAGGGUCACCACCACCACCCCUGGCACUGGACCCUCCUCCCCCGUGACCACCCAGAGGGUCACCACCACCAACUCUGGCACCGGACCCUCCUCCCCCGUGACCACCCAGAGGGUCACCACCCCCGGCACCGGACCCUCCUCUCCCGUGACCACCCAGAGGGUCACCACCCCUGGCACCGGACCCUCCUCCCCCGGGACCACCCAGACAGUCACCACGCCCAGCACCGGACCCUCCUCUGCCUGGACCACCCAGAGGGUCACCACCACCACCCCUGGCACCGGACCCUCCUCCCCUGUGACCGCCCAGAGGAUCAAGACCCCCAGCACCGGACCCUCCUCCCCCGGGACCACCCAGACGGUCACCACCCCCGGCACCGGACCCUCCUCCCCCGGGACCACCCAGAGGGUCACCACCCCCGGCACCGGACCCUCCUCCCACACGGUCACCACCCCCGGCACCGGACCCUCCUCCCCCGGGACCACCCAGAGGGUCACCACCACAACCCCCGGCUCCGGACCCUCCUCCGCCUGGACCACCCAGAGGGUCACCACCACCACCCCUGGCACUGGACCCUCCUCCCCCGUGACCACCCAGAGGGUCACCACCACCAACUCUGGCACCGGACCCUCCUCCCCCAGGGUCACCACCACCACCCCUGGCACCGGACCCUCCUCCCCCGUGACCACCCAGAGGGCCACCACCACCACCCCCGGCACCGGACCCUCCUCUCCCGUGACCACCCAGAGGGUCACCACCCCUGGCACCGGACCCUCCUCCCCCGGGACCACCCAGACAGUCACCACGCCCAGCACCGGACCCUCCUCUGCCUGGACCACCCAGAAGGUCACCACCACCACCCCUGGCACCGGACCCUCCUCCCCUGUGACCGCCCAGAGGAUCAAGACCCCCAGCACCGGACCCUCCUCCCCCGGGACCACCCAGACAGUCACCACCCCCGGCACCGGACCCUCCUCCCCUGUGACCACCCAGAGGGUCACCACCCCUGGCACCGGACCCUCCUCCCCCGGGACCACCCAGACGGUCACCACCCCCGGCACCGGACCCUCCUCUGCCGGGACCACCCAGAGGGUCACCACCACCACCCCCAGCACCGGACCCUCCUCCCCCGUGACCACCCAGACAGUCACCACGCCCAGCACCGGACCCUCCUCUGCCGGGACCACCCAGAGGGUCACCACCACCACCCCUGGCACCGGACCCUCCUCCCCCGGGACCACCCAGACGAGGGUCACCACCACAACCCCCGGCACCGGACCCUCCUCCCCCGGGACCACCCAGACGGUCACCACCCUCGGCACCGGACCCUCCAUCACCACCCCCGGCACCGGACCCUCCUCUGCCGGGACCACCCAGAGGGUCACCACCACCACCCCUGGCACAGGACCCUCCUCCCCUGUGACCACCCAGAGGAUCAAGACCCCCAGCACCGGACCCUCCUCCCCCGUGACCACCCAGACAGUCACCACGCCCAGCACCGGACCCUCCUCUGCCUGGACCACCCAGAGGGUCACCACCACUACCCCUGGCACUGGACCCUCCUCCCCUGGGACCACCCAGACAGUCACCACCCCCGGCACCGGACCCUUCUCCCCCGUGACCACCCAGAGGGUCACCACCCCUGGCACCGGACCCUCCUCUGCCAGGACCACCCAGAGGGUCACCACCACAACCCCCGGCACCGGACCCUCCUCCCCCGUGACUGCCCAGAGGAUCAAGAUCCCCAGCACCGGACCCUCCUCCCCUGGGACCACCCAGACAGUCACCGCGCCCAGCACCGGACCCUCCUCCACCGUGACCGCCCAGAGGGUCAAGACCCCCGGCACCGGACCCUCCUCCCCUGUGACCACCGAGAGGGUCGCCACCACCAACCCUGGCACCGGACCCUCCACCCCCAGGGUCACCACCACCACCCCUGGCACCGGACCCUCCUCCCCCGGGACCACCCAGACAGUCACCACCCCCGGCACCGGACCCUCCUCCACCGUGACCAUCCAGAGGGUCACCACCACCAACCCUGGCACUGGACCCUCCUCCCCCAGGGUCACCACCCCUACCGCCGGUACUGGACCCUCCACCCCUGGGCCCACCAGGAGGGUCACUGUUCCCCACUCAUCUGCAUCCCCCGAGACCCCUGGCACCCCACACACCCUCGGCACCUCGCUGGCCCCCAGCUCCACCACGCCUGUCUCCGGCAUGGCCACGGCAGCCACUCCCACCCGUGGGGUCUGUGAGCCUCGCUGCACGUGGACGGACUGGUUCGACGAGGAUUACCCCACGCCCGACCCCGAUGACGGGGACUUCGAGACCCUGGCGGUCAUUCGCGCUGCCGGCCACCACGUCUGCACGCACCCCCAGGCCAUCGAGUGCCGCUCGGAGCAGGCCCCGGACGCGGCCCUGGCAGCGCUGGGCCAGGUGGUGGUCUGCAACGCGAGCCUGGGGCUGGUGUGCCGCAACCGGGAGCAGCACGGGCCGCAGCACUUCUGCCACAACUACCGGGUGCGCCUGCUGUGCUGCGAGGUCGCCCCGGCCUGCACCAGCCCGGCACCCACUGUCCCCACGGCCACGCCCACCCUGCCCUGGGGGAGCCUGGCCACCUCCCGCACGCUGCCGCCCAGCCCGGCCACACCCUGCUUCUGCCAGGCCUUUGGGUCCCUCUUCUCUCCUGGGGACAUCGUCUACAACAGGACGGACGCGGCCGGCUGCCGCUUCUACGCCGUCUGCAACCAGCACUGCGAGCUGGACCGCUUCCCGGGUGCCUGCCCCACGGUCUCGCCCCCCACGCGGCAGCCCACCACCCCGGUCUCGGGCUGUGACCUGCUCAUCCCUCCCCGGCAGGUGAACGAGACCUGGACCCUGGAGAACUGCACAGUGGCCAGGUGUGAGGGUCACAACCACAUCACCCUGCUGGAGCCCGAGCCCGUGGACAGCAUCAUCUGCGCCAGCGGGCAGCUGCCCAUCAAAAUGUGGCCCGAGGACAAGCCGUGCGCCUACCACUACGAGUGCGAGUGCAUCUGCAGAGGCUGGGGGGGCUCCAACUACUCCACCUUCGACGGCACCGCCUACUCCUACUCGGACAACUGCACCAGCAUCCUCCUGCGGGAGAUCUCCCCUCGCUACGGGAACCUCAUGGUGCUCCUGGACAACCACUACUGCAAGGCCGCCACGCACGCCACCCACUGCCCGCGCGCCAUCAUCAUCCACUUUGCGUCCCAGGAGGUCAUCCUCACCACCACGGGCAGCAGGCAGGACCAGGGCCUGAUCCUGUUCAACGGAGUGCGGGUGAGCCAGGACUUCAGCAAGGCCGGCGUGAAGGUGUCCCAGCGGGAGGCCACCGCCAUGGCCCUUGACAUCAUGGCCGCCGGCGUGAGCAUCAGCUUCAACGGGCACACGUUCCAGAUCCAGCUGUCCUACAGCCGCUUCAGCUACAACACGGAGGGCCAGUGCGGCACCUGCACCAACAACCAGGGGGACGACUGCCGCCAGCAGGACGGCACCAUGGCCUCCAGCUGCCGGGACAUGGCCGCCACCUGGCUGGUCCCUGACAGCAGCAGGGAGGGCUGCGAGGUGCGGCCCAGCCCGAGCCCCAGGAGCACGUUCCCGGGGCCCACCACCAGCCCGUGCCCCGCCCCACCUGUCUGUGAGCUGCUGCUGAGCCAGCUCUUCGCCGAAUGCCACCCCCUCGUCCCGCCCGGCCCCUUCUUCAACGCCUGCGUCAAAGAGAGCUGCGGGGUGGCGCGUCCCACCCACCCGUGCCAGAGCCUGGAGGUCUAUGCGGCGCUCUGCCGGGCCCAGGGCGUCUGCAGCGACUGGCGCAACGCCACCCACGGGCUGUGUGGUGAACCUCACCUGCCCCCGGGGAAGGUGUACAAGCCCUGCGGGCCCGCCCAGCCCAGGACCUGCGACUCCAGGGCCCCAGCCCCCGAGAGCACCGCGCAGGUGGAGGGCUGCUUCUGUCUGGACGGCCAGCUCCUCCUCGACACACACACGGGCCUGUGUGUGCCCCAGUGCCCCUGCGUGGGACCCGACGGACUCCCCAGAUUACCCGGAGAGCGGUGGGUGAGCGACUGCCAGGACUGCGUGUGCGAGCCCCACUCCAUGGCGGUGCAGUGCCAGCCCGUGCGCUGCGAGGCCCCGGGCCCACCCCCGAAAUGUGCCCAGCCCGGCUUCGUGCCGGCGACCGGGCCCUUGGCCACCUGCUGCCCAGAGACGCUGUGUGUCUGCAACACCUCCACCUGCCCCCAGAGCCCCCCGGAGUGCGGGCCCGGGGAGGAGCUGGUCCGCACGCGGGACGACGACCAGUGCUGCCCUGCCUUCACCUGCCGCCCCAAGCUGUGCGAGUACAACGGCUUCGUUUACGGGGUCGGCACCACCUUCCCCGCGGAUGUCCCCUGCCACACCUGCACCUGCCUGGCCAUGGGCACCCGGGCCCCGGUCGUGCAGUGCACGAAGGACGCCUGCCUGACCGCCCCGUGCCCCCAGGGCUUUGAGCACACCGCGGUGCCCGGAGAGUGCUGCGAGCAGUGCCUGCAGAAGGCCUGCAUCACGCCCGACGGCCAGCCGGUCCAGCCCGACCAGACCUGGGUCAACAGCCUCGUGGACAACUGCACCGUGUACCGCUGCGUGGCCGAGGGCGGCCUCUACGUGCUGACACCCGGGCCCGCGUCCUGCCCGGACGUGUCCGUCUGCAGGGGCACCCUCAGGAAAUCCGGCUGCUGCUACUCCUGUGAGCCCGAGGAGACCUGCCAGGCACAGGCCAGCAUGACGGUCCUGAGGGUGGGGGACUGCACCAGCCAGACCGCGGUCAACAUGCCCUUCUGCGAGGGCCCCUGCCCGGGCAUGUCCAAGUACUCCCCGGAGGCCCGGGUCAUGCAGCACCAGUGCACCUGCUGCCAAGAGACCAGGGUCCACGCGGCGGUGGCGACGCUGCACUGUCCCAACGGCACCACCGUCCAGCACAGCUACACCCACGUGGACGAGUGCAGCUGCACCCCGUCCUGCCUGCCCGCAGCCCCCGAGGACGGCACCCCCUUCCUCACACGCUAG
Messenger RNA from Talpa occidentalis (Iberian mole), 11682 nucleotides. RefSeq names its product mucin 5B, oligomeric mucus/gel-forming (gene MUC5B). The record is from RefSeq and is a predicted model, not a curated record. NCBI's taxonomy places the organism in Eukaryota, Metazoa, Chordata, Mammalia, Eulipotyphla, Talpidae. Gene Ontology annotation, cellular component: extracellular matrix. Gene Ontology annotation, molecular function: zinc ion binding; protein binding.